This is a messenger RNA of Talaromyces stipitatus ATCC 10500, 369 nucleotides long. RefSeq names its product short-chain dehydrogenase, putative. The record is from RefSeq and is a predicted model, not a curated record. Lineage: Eukaryota; Fungi; Ascomycota; Eurotiomycetes; Eurotiales; Trichocomaceae. The transcript is spliced from 2 exons. Bases 1 to 369 code for a protein of 122 amino acids.
AUGUGUGUUCCUUAUGAAGAAACAAAAGACGGAUUCGAAAUGCAACUUGCGGUCAAUUACAUAGGACACUUUCUUUUGACGAAAUUGUUGCGACCGAUCCUUGUCACUACAUCCAAAUUAGCACCCAAAGGAGAGGUGCGGAUCGUAAAUGUAUCAAGCGACGGACACGUAAAAUUGGCACCGAAACAGGGGAUCGUGUUCCCCGAAAUGAACAUGAAGGAAUACACCGUUUGGACUCGCUACGGACACUCAAAGCUUGCCAAUGUGUUGCAUACAAAGGAGCUGGCGAAGAGGUAUGGAGAUAUUCUGUCAAUAUCUCUGCAUCUCGGAACAGUGAAAACGUCAGCAUUGCUCGAUAAGAGGGACUGA